Molecule: messenger RNA, 8103 nt
Organism: Scomber japonicus (chub mackerel)
Lineage: Eukaryota; Metazoa; Chordata; Actinopteri; Scombriformes; Scombridae
Product: chromatin remodeling regulator CECR2
Exons: 19
Coding region: 170-5098 (1642 amino acids)
Biological process (GO): chromatin remodeling
Cellular component (GO): CERF complex
Molecular function (GO): protein binding
Source: RefSeq, a predicted model, not a curated record
GAUUGUAGCGCUCCGCGGGUCGCAAUGGCAACAGUCCGCAUCGAACGGCAACAGCAACUUUUGUCGUUUUUGUAAAAGGGUGUUUAAUGUUACGGAGAUGUUAUAAGACGCAGAAGAAACUACUUUCUAAUGUGAGAAACAAACGCUACAUAAUUUCUCCAGUCCGAAAAUGUCACAGGGAUGUACAGUUUCUGUGGAAGAGAUCCAGUCCUGGUGGGAAGUCCCCGCCAUAGCCCACUUCUGCUCGCUGUUCAGGACAGCGUUCAACCUUCCAGACUUUGAAAUAGAGGAGUUGGAGAAAGCCCUGUCAGAGCAGGACUUGGACUUUCUUGGGGACCUCAUCGCAUGUCUGUUGCAGGGAUGUUACCAGCGCACCGACAUCACCCCCCAGGCGUUCAGCAGUUACCUGGACGACAUCAUCAGCUACAGGUGGGAACUGGAAGAGGGGAAGCCCAACCCACUUCGAGAGGGCCCUUUUGAGAGUCUCCCUCCUCGGACUCAGGUGGAGCUUCUGCACCGACUGUGUGACUACCGUAUGGAUGCUGCUGAUGUCUUUGAUCUGCUCAAGGGACUGGAUGCAGACAGCCUAAGGGUGGAACCUCUGGGGCAGGAUGGAAAUGGAGCCCUCUACUGGUAUUUUUAUGGCACACGUAUGUACAAAGAAGAGCCAGUCAAGAGGAAAGCGGAGAAGAUCAGUGAAACCCAUGAGCUAACCUUACCAGAGAAAAAGAAAAGGGGAAGACCACCAAAGAAGAGAAAGCUAGACGACCCUCAGCUAAGUGACGUGGAAAGUGAAGUUAAAACUGAUAAUGGACUGGAUGAUCUACCUCCCACAAGAGGCUGUAAGCGAGGUGCUUGGUCCCUUGUGUGUGAUACAGAAGAACAGUGGUUCAGUCUGGCAGAGAGCAUCAAGGACAAAAUCUCCCAUCAGGACCGCCACCUCUACCGUGUCAUCAGCCAGAAUUUUCUGCCCGAGAUCAGCAGCAUGAUUGAACACAAGGAAAGGGAGCAGAAACAGAAGCUGAUGGACCCAAACCCAGUUCGCGUAUCACAGCGGUUCUCUGGAAAACACAUGAACCAGGAGCAGGAUGAGGAUAAUCUGAAUGCCAUAGCAGAGGUGGAGAAGAAAAAAGAUGAAGAGCUGGACAGGCAGGUCCUACUAGCCGAGCAGCGACGAGAAGAGGAGAGGCUUCAGCAGGAAGAACGACAGAGGGAGAAGAUGGAGAAGAUCAAAGCCGUGGAGGAGCGAGCAAAGAGGCGGAAGAUGCGAGAGGAAAGGGCCUGGUUGCUGUCUCAAGGAAAAGACCUGCCACCUGAACUCCUGAACCUGGAGCCUUCUUCUCCUGUCCACAGAAGACGCAAGAAUAAAGAAUUCUAUGAAAUAGAUGACGACUACACUGCUCUAUACAAAGUGCUUGAGGUCUUAAAAGUCCAUAAAGAUGCCUGGCCUUUCCUGGAACCUGUGGAUGACUCCUAUGCCCCCAAUUACCAUGAAAUCAUCCAGACUCCCAUGGACCUGUCCACCAUUGAGAAGAAGCUCAGUGAUGGGGACUACGUUGCUAAGGAGGAGUUUGUUGCUGACGUGAAGCUCAUGUUUGAAAACUGCAUUGAGUACAAUGGAGAAGACAGUGAGUACACUAUCAUGGCUGAGUCUCUAGAACGGUGUUUUAGCCGGGCCAUAUUAAAACACUUCCCAUCAGAGGACGGUGACACAGAUGAAGAAUUCCACAUCAGCAAAGAAGACAAGGAGCGCAAGGAAAGAAAGCGCAAUCGUGGCAGUAAACAAUUUGGACCUGAAAGUUUGAUUAAGGCCACUGAGCAAGUCCAACGCAAGCAUAACCUCCGGGGGGGCAAGGGCAGCACACACUCAGAGGAAGAGGACAGCAAGCCAGCACGACCACCUCCUCCUCCUCACUGGGCCAAUGGCCCCCAUCACCCACACAGUCUGCCUCCAAACCAGCAGCACAUCCAUGGAGAAAUGAGGGGCAUGUACCACCCAGGGCAACAGCUCCCUCGUCACCCUGGUCCCCAUGGUCCCCACGGUCCCCACAUGUAUGCUCAUAGGAUGGCCAUGGAUCCCCGCUUCACCUACCCAGCUCACAUUCCACGGCAUGGAGACCCAAGCUUGAACCGCUUGCCCCACAAUUUUAACAUGCAGCAUCGCAUGGUGGAAGGACCUCACAUGGGUCCUAGGUAUCCAAUGGGUCCUGAUCCUAAUCAACUUCAGCCUCCACACCAGCACCCUUACAUGGGUCCAACUCAUGGCCCAUCUUUGGGCCCUCGUCCAGUGGCCCUCCAGCCUGGACCUCCUCCUGAAGCCAGCAUGUACCCAUCCCACCACCGUUCGGAGGGGCACACCAUGCACCCCAUGGGUAACAGAUACUCAGGACCGGAAGGGCCACAUCAGCACAACUACACAGGCUUGAGGCCUCCUGGUAUGGGCCUUCCCAACAUGUGGACUGGUAUGAAUCACCAGGGUCAGGAGAGACCCGGUGGAAUGCGCAUGCAGGAUCCCAACAUGGUCAACCAGCGCAACUGCAGUUAUGGUGGAGUCCCACCUCCAGUGGGACAUAAACCAUGGCCGGAAGCUGCCGGAUAUCCUCAUCCUUCUCAUAAUACCCAAUACCAAAUGUCUGCAGCGGUCAGUCCUCCGGGGCCCAUGUCCUCACGUCCCCCUGUACCCCACCCAGACCCCUCUGGCAGGACACGCUUGGCUUCCAUGCUGGAAAGCCCAGAGAUGCUGGCCCUGCAGCAGCUGUCAGCCUCUUCUGGACCCCCUGCUGGUGCCCCUCAUCAGCACAUGGGCAACUUUCAGCAGCCUGGGCCCCCAUCAGGAAUUGGCAGCAUCCCAGCUCACCCCUCCCAGCAGCCUCCCCCUGCCCCUGAGGUUCAGCUGCUGCGUCCUGCCAGAGACAAUGGGCCAGACAGCCAGCCUUCCCAACAGACAGACACGCAGCCCAAAGGCACAACAUCAGAGAACAAAAUGGCUGCCAAAAACAUUUCAGAUGAAGCUUCAUCACACAAUAACACUGUUUCAAUUAACCAAGAGCACCCAUCCAUCCCUAGCCCCACAGGACACCACAGUGGGUCAGCAGAGGGAAUGUCCAGCCCCUCAGCCCCUAACUUGGGGAGAUCACAGGAGAAUCUGUCUGGACCAGCGCUCCCACAGAGUUCAACAGAGUGCCACAAGCAGGAGGUAGAUGGCCAGGGUCACUCUGCCAACCCCUGUCCCCCUCAACACAAUAUCGCCACUACUGUUUCAGCCCAACUCAACACAAGUAAUAGCUCCUCUGAUCCCACUCUACCCAAAACCCCUCAGCAUACACAGAGCAGUCCUCAACAAAAGGUUCUGAGCCCUGCACUUCUUGCCCAGAACGCACCACCAUCGCAUGUGGCGGCAUCUCAGAAUUUCACUCAGCAAACAUCAGAGAACAACUUACCAUACAUGCAAAGUGAACAGCAACAGAACAUUGAAAAUCAGCAAUCUCAGAGAACUCAGAGCACCCCUCAGUGCCACCUUCAAAGCUCUUCCCAGCAGAUGACCCAGAACACACAGCAGCACAAUUCUCAAAGUCUGCCACCUCCUCAUCGUGUCCCCCAAACUAGCUCUCCUCAACGUCCUACACAGAACAGUCCCAUGCAUGGGAUGCCACAGAGCGCAGCACAGGGAGCCCAGCCGGGACGCCCCCACCCAGCCCCUCUCACCUCUCUGCCUCCUAGCCACCCUGCCCCACUAUUACCCUCCCAACCUAGCCCAGCAGACCAUGGAGAUCAAAGGCCUAGUGAACCUACAAGUAGGCCAGACACAGAGGGCACUGCUGUGCCUCCUCAGCACAACAUGAUGAAAUUUGGGGGUCCAAAUGGUAUUUAUAAACACCAGGCUUUUAGCCCUAAUCACAAUCAAACCCAACUGGUGAGUAGUAACUCAGGUAUGCAGGCUCAAAGAGGGCCAGCACCUGGGCACAAUGCAGCCAUGCCUCCUCACUCCCAAGGCCAGGUAAAUGGAGCCGUAGGCCCUUUCAGCAUGGCUAACCCUCCACAUCCACAUUACAGCCAGACAAACAUGACCAGACCCAUGCCUCAGUCUGCUCACCACCCUUAUCACAACCAGGCCAUCAACCCCCUCCACAAUUCUGCUCCCCACCCCACCUACCAUCAGCAAGGAGGCCCUGCCUAUCCCUACCACAUGCCUGGACAACAGCACCCUCAGGCCCACGCCAGCAUGUAUCCACCUCCUCAGUACCAGCAGCAACACUAUUACCCCCAACCUCAUCCCCAAGCUCAGCCCCAUAACCAGGCCAACAGCAGAGGGGGUUAUCCCCCAGAGGAUUGGCAUCGGUCCCAUUAUCAGCCUCGCCAGCCGAUGCCACCCAACGCCUACCUACCUGUAGCCAGUGCCCGAGGCAACACUCUCUCAAAAGAGAGCAAUGUGUCGCCGCUGGGCUCCGAAGGCUCCAGUGGUGCUAGUUUGGUUUCCCCUGCCCCCGUGUCUGAAGCAGGGCCACAUCCUGGAGGCCCAGAAGAAGGGAAGUGUGAAAGCAGGGAGCAGGGCAGUGGAGGCAGCAGCAGCGCUGGCAGCCCAGCUAAGAAAGUGCAGACUGACGGGAGCUCAGAGCGACCUGACAGUCCUAAAGAAAUCCUGGACCUCGACAGCCAUAAUGCUGCUGCCCGCCGCCGUAGCACGCAGCUACCUCAAAACCCACCUGCCUCUGCUGCACACAUGCCACCUGGCUUCAUGUAUGACCCUCGCACUGUCCACCCUGGGAUGCAACAAGGUGGCAUUCAUCCACCUCACAUGAUGUCUCAAAUCCGUGGAGUUGGCAAUGGAAGCCUUUACCCUGGCCAGCCAUACCCAGAUCAAGGACGUUACUCUACACAAAGACCUCACCCACACCUGAUGGAGGCUCUGCAGCGGCCACAGCAGCUGCCCUACUCUCCGGGUCAGACACGCAUGGCCAUGUACCGACACCCCCGGCCUGGUGGUCACUUCCAGGGCAUGAUGAUUCAGCAGAGAGGCCUGGCACCAGAACACUUUCUACACCCAGGGCAACAGAUGAUGGCUGCGCCAGGUGGGCCAAGCAGCAAACAGGGAGUGUGACGACCAUCACAGCAUGUUAUUAUCAAAGACCAUCCAGACAAAUCAGUGAGCCAAAAGGGAGAAAAUGUGGGCGUGCUGACUGGGCUAAUGGAGACUAUAGAGGGAACUCUUGGCUCCACAUACAACCCAUACUGAUUUUCUUACACUGGACUAAACUUUUGCCUCAAUUUCGCCGACCACUGAACUUCAAGAUCCAUCCAGGCAGCUGUUAGUAUCAAAAUGAUAAUAAUGCUGAAUGUUAUUGAGCCCCGGAGAACAACUUUUUUUCUUUUCUUUUUUUGGGCUUGCCCUUCUCCACAUCAGAGCAUGGGGCCAGAUACAGAGCAGCUCUGUAGAGCUGGUAGAGAUUCAAUGACUUGCUCUAAAACACUUGACCUGAACGGUUGCUUCCCAACAUGAGUGUUUGAACUUGGAUCCUUCAGAAGAAGUGCAGUCUCUUUAACCACUAGGCCAACCUGUCAAGCACAGGGGACACUGCCUUCAAGAACACUGGACAGCCCUUUCCUCUUUAAACAAUCGAAAUACGGAUGGAUGACCACACUGACUUGUAGUCCUUAUUGGAACUGAUAUCUACUGACAGAGCCGAGGAAGACUGUUGUUUUUACUACUAUUAUCUGUUCCAACCUUAUCUUUUAUCUCAGGUGUAGAAAAGGAGGUACUAUGAUACUGUCACCCUAACCAAGUCAACUCACAGGCCCCUUGCAAUUGCCUUGGUUUCCUUUGUGAAUGUAUGAGUGAAUGUUUAGAUGAUAAGUUAAACGCAGCAUAGCGGCUGCUUGUGAAAGGACAAAAAGGUAAACCGUCCUGAAAAAGGCCCUGUUACUGUCCAUUUCCACCCCAACUCUAAGUGUUUAUCUAGUCCUGGAGUGAACACACAGUAUAUGCAUCUUUCAAAGCUGCCUUCAUUGUUAAGAAUGUCUUUGACUAGCAGAGGAGGACCGGCAAGGAUGGCGCUAUUUGGAUCUGACUAUACCUGACUCUCUGUUAUGCACUAUGGUUUUCUUAGUCUAGAUGUCCUGGAAUUGAGUGGCCUUGGAUAGUCUUAUUUGUAGUCUAUGCUUGUUAACAUAUAUGUAUGAAUAUAUAUAAAAAUAUAUAAAAAUAUUAUAAUAUUGAUAUUAGUAAUUACAACCCUUCACUGUAGAGACUUACCUCUUGUACCAGGUAAGGGAAUUCUGAAUUUCUCAGAUGGUGACAUGUCCUGCUAGCUGGUAUAUGCACAUACACAGAACAGACAGAUACCACAUCAAAACCUGUUGUUAGUUUUUAUUUUGAAAAUGCAUUCCACUGACAAUUUUGUAGCUUUAGCGCUUUGUCCAGUCACAGCCCUGCCCUUUUUGCAUGGUUUCCUCUUUGAGCCGCUUCCUCUUCCCCAUGUCAACGUAUCCUCAGGGUGUACAGUUUCUAUAUUACGGGUAUUUUUCUGAACUAUUUGAAGGAGGAGCAGCGUAAAGAAAAAUGGGACUGCAUUCGUGGCAAAUGGAUCCACCACAGUUUCACGUGAAGAACUUUUAAGGUUCUGUAUUCGUUGUCAUUAACAAUAUUUUGCUCAGCACACUGCCAACUGUUAAACCCCUAUUUUUUUUUUUUUUUUUCAUCCACGUUAAUCAGUAGUGAGAUUGAUCUAAUUUGAGUUACUCUACAUUCCUCUUAAUUUGAUACAUACCAUUUGUCAUCACUAUUGAUUUGGGCUUUCUUCUGACACCAAAUGCAUUCUCUCACAACUGUAUGUGGAUUUUGGAAGUUUUGUCCCACACCCUAUCAUAUCAAUUUUGCACCUGUGAGCCCCACUUGUGCAGUUUAGUGAUGGCAGCAAAUGAAUCUACCUCAUCUUAGCCAGCCAGCGGCAUUCUACAGAGUCCCUCCACUUCUUCCCUUGCUCUGCCAGACUCCUGUAGGUCAACAUUUUAUGACCAGUUGAUGAUUUUAGCACCACUUCUAGUUUUUAGGUUUACAGAAUUGAUCAUAAAAUGGCCUUACCAUCCUGGGAGAAAAUCUUACGUUUUGUAUUGCUGUGCCAAAUUACGGUACUGAUUAACCUUCUCAACAAGAUGCUGUGAUGGGAUUAUUCAGCCGUCAGUUUAACAUUGACUGCAGGUGUUCUUUUCUGGCAGGUAUCUUUUUAAAGGGAGAGUCUUUUUUUAACGUCAUCAUUAGAGUGUGAUGACCGACAUUAUUACAUCUUAUGUCUAAAAUCUGUCUAAGUUGGUCUCUUUAGUUGUACAGGUUGCAUGCUUUCUUGCCUACAGGUUGUUGAGACUAGACAAAGUAGGCAGUAUUCCAGUCUAGGGUCUGUUAUAGGCUGCAUAGAGUUUGGCAGCAUUAUAAUGUCCUUAGCAGUAGGUACCUAAGGCAUUGUAAGGAAAUAUUUGUGGAAGGAUGACGGAAUAGGAAAAUGCUAGAAGCUGUGAGACAAUUUUAUGUGGAAUUGGAAAUAGGGGGAAUUGUCUCAAUAUUUAGUGAGCCUAAUAGGGCCGCUUUGGAGGUAGUGUCUUCACUUGUGCUGUCUAAUGUAUGAAGGACAGUGUUGUUUUUAAAGGUCUGUGAGGUUGUGAUAUUGUCUUAUGGUGUACAGGUGUGUUUGUGUUGCGUGAGUGAGUGCGUGUGUGUUUCUGGUGUGCAGAAUCGGCACCAGAUGACUGGAAGUGUGCAUUGGUCUCUCACUUUUACUCUGCUGUCAUCUCUCUGCACUAGUGAAAACCAUUUAGACGUAAUUAAAUGUGAACCAUAUUUAUUUGCUCUUUUACAGAUUUUUGUACAUUUUUGGACUUGUUUUAAUAUAAAUGUGUGGUGUCUUGUUUCCUUUUCCUUGAUGUUGUUUUUUUGUUCUUUUACGCAGUUGUCUUUUACCUCAGUAGCAUGGUGGCAUUGGAAAAAAAGACCUGUAACGUUUCAUUUUAAGUGACGUUUACAAGUUCUUACCUGACUGACAUAGAUUAUUUUGGAAAUGGACUGGAGUAUUUUCUAUACUGUACAUUUCUUAGAAAUAAAUAACUUUUCUCGAA